Sardina pilchardus (European sardine) is the source of this 3685-nucleotide messenger RNA. RefSeq names its product potassium intermediate/small conductance calcium-activated channel, subfamily N, member 4 (gene kcnn4). NCBI's taxonomy places the organism in Eukaryota, Metazoa, Chordata, Actinopteri, Clupeiformes, Clupeidae. The record is from RefSeq and is a predicted model, not a curated record. The transcript is spliced from 9 exons. Bases 332 to 1954 code for a protein of 540 amino acids. Gene Ontology annotation, biological process: potassium ion transmembrane transport. Gene Ontology annotation, molecular function: calmodulin binding; intermediate conductance calcium-activated potassium channel activity; small conductance calcium-activated potassium channel activity. Gene Ontology annotation, cellular component: plasma membrane; neuronal cell body; neuron projection.
GGCAGGCUGGUAUCUCCGUCUCUUCAGUAGAAUGACGGACACUCGCUGUUACUUCCUCCUCCUUUUGCUUGUCCGUCUAUUUCAACGAAGGAGGAAAAAACGCAACAGGGAGAAGUGCAAGACAUGUGGGUUAAGCUUCUUCUACAGGCGAACAUCUAUCCGAUGCAAAUAGGCACAGCGCCUUCAGAACGCACGCACUGGGCGACUUUAGAAGGCACGCAACUGAAGCAAGUCACAAUCGCUGGACUUUGGGAAGGUGCGCACCGCUGGACUUCAGUCCUGAUCUUUUAAUGUGUGGAGAACAGCUCGAUAGCUUGGCUUUCUGCUCUUCAUGCGUGCAAUGCCCUCUCGUAGUCGGAGGGAAAGCGCGGCAGGGGGACAAAAGGAAGACGAAGCGACCGAGGAAGACGACAGGGACAGUACCGACAGUACAGACAGUCGGCGAAUGCGAGCAAUGGAGAUGACUGCCCGCAACCUGUGCUCCGAUUCAAACGCAGACGAGAAAAUUUGUGAUGGUCUGAUCAAACGCAACGGUGGCGACACAGAGAUCACCGUUCCGCUGUCCUAUGCCCUCAGCUGUAAGAGAAUUAGUCCUACCGAAGGCGACAAUCUGCACAGAUUAAGGGACAGAAAGUUUUUACUGGAGGAUAAAAGGCGCUUGUGUGCGUGGGCACUCGCCACAGCGCUGUUUGGAAUAACACUUAUGAUUCUCCAUAAUGAGCUGUGUCCUGUCAUAUAUCAAGCGGGAUCGGUGUACGCCCAGACCCUUAACAGCCUCGUCAGCAUCUCUACUGGCUGUCUGGUCAUCCUCAUCAUGGCCUUCCAUUACAAGGAUGUCAGGCUCUUUGUCAUCGACCACAAUCUGAUGGACUGGCGCAUUGCCAUGACCAAAAACCGCGUGCUGGGCAUCUCCCUGGAGCUGCUGGUCUGCGCCGUCCACCCUGUCGCCACCUACUGGUGGAGCCCAGAGGCGGAGGCCGACGGCCAGAGGACGCCCUCGCCGCCUCAGGAGGCGUCGGAGACGAACGCGUCGUCGCCGCUGUGCCUGUCGACGCGGCACAAGGCGCUGCGGGACGUGGAGAUCCUGAUGUCGGCCAUGAUGUUCCUGCGGCUGUACCUGGUGCACAGGACCAUCAUGCUGCACAGCAAGGUGCUGCUCAACGCCUCGUACCGCACCAUCGGCUCGCUCAACAAGAUCAACUUCUCCUUCCGCUUCCUGCUCAAGGUGCUCAUGAACAAGUACCCGGCGCGCACGCUGCUCCUCUUCAUCCUGCUCUUCUGGUUCCUGGCCUCCUGGACACUCACACUGUGUGAGAGGCAGAUGCAGAAGACGGCGGGGAAUAUGGAUACGGCCCUCUGGCUCACGGCCAUCACCUUCCUGACUGUGGGCUAUGGGGACGUGUCCCCGGUCACCAGCUGCGGCAAGGUGGUGUGCCUUUUCACAGGCCUCAUGGGUGUGGCCAGUACUGCCAUGAUGGUAGCUGUCAUGACGAGAAAGCUGGCUCUGAAUAAAGGAGAGAAGCAUGUCCACUACUUCAUGACGGACAUCCAGAUCACAAAGCGGGUGCGCCACGCCGCUGCCAACGUGCUGAGGGAAUGCUGGCUACUGCACCGCACCGACGUGACCAAGGGGAGCGGCAGGGAGCACAGGUACCGGCAGAGACGACUGCUGGAGGCCAUACGAGUUUUCCGACAACUGCGAGUCAAACAGAGGAAGUUGCGGGAUUAUGCCAGCGAGAUGGUUGACCUGGAGAAGAUGCAGAUGAUCAUGUAUGACCUGAGCGCCAACUGGAACAACUCCUACCACGAACUGGAGCUGCGCAUCCUGUCCAUGGAGCAGAAACUGGACGAGCUCAACCACAGCCUUCAGCAGACCUCCCAGCUGCUGACCCAAGUCAUGGGCAGACAGAGCCUAGAGCGCAGACACUCCCGCUUGUCUGCUCCCCACAGGUGACUCCUGUACCCACAUCCCACUGUAACAGCUGCUUGUGUGUGUGCCUAAGUCCCUCACGUCUUCCCCAAUAAGCCACUCCAUUUGGCGUCAUGGACUUUUUUUGCCCUUCAACUGUUCUGGACCUUAAUUGCUCGAGACUGUUUUGAAAAAUUCCUUACAUGUUUGUUAUAACAAAGUAUCUUAUACAGAGAGAAUAUUGAGUGUAUUUAUGUCUGUUAUUUAUGCAUUGCUGAGAAAUGUCACAUUCGCAAACAGUGCCAGGCCCUUGUGUGUCUAGGCAGCACCAUUGACAAAACGAACCAUUAACCUAGGUCAAGGUCAAACCUGUGGCUUAAAGGGCUCAUACUCAGUCGAGCGAUGCGCAGUUGCCUGGGGACAGGGGCAUUCCAUGAUGCGUUCCCAUGUUUCCUGGGGCAAUUCACAGCAGUAGUUUUCACACAGUAUUACCAGUUACGUAGAAGUCCCAUCCAGAAUGAACCCACUUUCGUCACUCCAAUGGUCAGCACGACGGAUAGAACAAAUAAGAUACCCAUCCCGAGUUCUGUCAGUUGCCAGAUACACUUAGGCGACUAAGUAAUUGCCAAGUACAGUAUAGUCAGAGACGCAUCUCAUUUGUAAAAUAUGCCUCUGCAUAAUUGAUGUUUCAGAGUGCAGGUUGGCGCCAUUUUUGCUACUGCCAAAUCACAGAUCGAUCAGAUGUAGUAGUAGUAACACUUGCAUCAGGGUUUAGACACCUGAUGCUCACUAGUGCACUUUGCUUUGUUUCAACAGUUGUUAAAUAGCAAGGCAGCAACAUAUAGUUUGUAUUUGUCUUCAGAAGUGACUGACAGACACCAGCCUCCUUGCUAGUUAGGUAAGGAUCCCACUGGUCAGUGAAUGCCUGUCUGUAGGCUACACAACAUGAUACUAAACUAAUGGAACUAACUAAGGAUGCUAGUGUAACGGAAAAGUACACUAACGCCUAGAAUGAGUGCAGAUAGAGACACAAGAGAUUCCCUUUACCGGAGUCACCAUCUAGUGGUCAACAUUGUGCAUUACAAUGAAAGUGUACCCAUGAGAAUGUCUUGUAAAUUAGAGGGAAGUUAACACUGACAUAAUCUGAAUUUAACUGAUCUCUGGCAUAAAUGGAAAGUAGAGGAAUGUCCAUGCCAGAUUACUCACCAAGAAGUGCUUAUGCACAUGUAUCCGGUCUGUAUCUCAUAAUUCUGAGCAAAUGUUUAACAUACCUUUGGUUGAAACGUGUGAUCACAUUUGCUAAUCAAAAGAUCUCAGAGACUGCACUGCAGUCACUUGAUCUCUUAUUGGAUUCUUUAAUAGUCCUAUUUUCAACUGGAACAUGAACUGGAUCUAUGCAAGUAUGUUGUCAGCUGUUGAUAAAUGACAAUGUGUGGCAAUGUAAUACUCAAACAUUAUUAUGCAUGUAGUUUUGAAAGAACAGCAGAAAAGUAUGGCUGGUUCUUGAAAACAUAAGUAUCUAAAAAGACGUUUACAGCAUUGUUUUUGCACAUGGUAUAGGCUACACAAUGUAAAUAUGUCCAAAUAUUAAAAAUACCUUGAUAAAAGGUUGGUUGUAGGACUUUUUGUUUGAUGUAACUGAUUCACAUUUAUGCCAUAUUAUCCCUUGCAAUCUUUUAACAGAUCUCACUUCAUAUGUAGAGCGACAAGAAGCAUUUUUGGACAUUUUGGUUCUUCAAAUACACUUCACAAUAGGCUGUUUUUCUGUAUAGAAAU